This is a messenger RNA of Trypanosoma brucei brucei TREU927, 1581 nucleotides long. RefSeq lists its product as hypothetical. Lineage: Eukaryota; Euglenozoa; Kinetoplastea; Trypanosomatida; Trypanosomatidae. The coding region runs from base 1 to 1581 and encodes 526 amino acids. Gene Ontology annotation, molecular function: protein binding. The transcript has a single exon. The record is from RefSeq and is a predicted model, not a curated record.
AUGCAAUCCGAUUGUUGUUGUCAAAGUUACCACUUUCUUGUCCGUGUCACGUCUGUUGCCUGUAUUUCCCAGAACGGAGUAGGGACGCAAUUAUCUUUACUUUCCUCAUCCAGCGUAUAUCGUUUCGACAUUGGUAUAGUUAGCCGAUAUAGUCAGAGGAAGAAACCCAUUCGCGACAACAUCCGGGUAGCGAUGCCGCCGGCAGGUGGAGACCUCCCUUCCAUUGGACCGAAGAUGGGUGCAUUGUGGGGUGAUAGGCGCACUGGGAAGCGCAGAGAGCAGGUGCAUCUGUGGAGCGCUGUUGCGCUGCAGGAGCACUUUGCCCGCGGUGCGAAAGUUAAUUGUCCGCUUCCAACAUUAGAGGAGGCGCCACCGCAGCUUCCAGGAGGACGCCUAACCCUCGCACAGAAGAUGGGACUCGUUCCCUUGCCGCCUCAGCCGCCCUCAGAGGAUGAGUGGUCGCGAAUAGAAGGUACGGUUUUGCGCCGUAUGCGAACGUUGCCGCUCGGCUCAAAUGUUUGCUGCAUUUGUCAAGAGCCCUUCUAUGCCACAAUGGAGCAGGGGCAGGUGCUGUUGAACUGUCACCACGUCUACCAUGAGAACUGUUUGCGGCAAUUCGAGCGCUUUACACGGCAACUUCGUGGAAAGUACGAUGCCACACCCCUUAGCUGUCCUAUGUGCCGGAACCCGCAUUAUCACAAACGUGUUUUUUAUGCUGGUAAGGCCAUGGAACAACGGGCAGCAAUAGUGAAAAUACAGGCGUUCUUCCGCCGCGUGUUGGCAAGGAAGAUUUAUCUGAAGAUGCGCGUGGAAAGCGAUAGUAAAUUCUGCGGAGAAUAUGCCACUAAGAGGCUGGCGCGUGUGUCUGAGGUGUGUGCCAUGUAUGCAACACUCCGAGAAAAAUGCCAGACCCGGCUGUUAGACAACAUUGGAGCGCGUCUACAGCGUCUUCAGCUGGAGGGCAUGACUCGAGCCCAGUGGGAUGCACUUCGCGAGCGGACGGAGAAGUCGUCACCCGAUGGCGUUGAUUGCCCCAUUUGCCUAGGUAGAGUUCCCCCGAAUCCUAACCGUGUCCUAGACGAGCCUGCGCCAACUGCAGAGGAUAUUGUAGCAUCCUUCCGAAAGGAGUAUGAAGCGCGCAGGGCUAAAGAAAAGGCUUCAAUGGAGCUGCCAAAAGGCUAUCCGAACAUCCGCUUAGUUUUUGGAGGGGGAGGAGAAGAGGGUGGUCCGCCGCAGAAGCCACCUGCGAGGAAGAGCGAACCAAAACGUUGUCGGGCUCAACAACCUUCACGGCGCGUGACUGCCUCGGAACCACCCAAAGGUAAACAAAAAGCAGACAAAAAGUCACCAACGGCUCACACGACCGAGCCUAGUGCUGUUAAUAAUACUUCUUGCGUGACCGCAGAUCCGACAGGCCAGCAACGAUAUGGUGUCCUACUGAGUUGUGGGCAUUGCUUUCACGACACUUGUCUCAGUACCUUUGAGCGCUAUACAGAAAUGACAGCCGUAUCUGGCGACAGCGACACGCUUCUACCCACAUGUCCGGUAUGCCGAUCGGCUUAUGUGAAGGUUGACUACUAA